Messenger RNA from Penicillium verhagenii, 1893 nucleotides. RefSeq lists its product as uncharacterized. The coding region runs from base 1 to 1893 and encodes 630 amino acids. The transcript is spliced from 2 exons. NCBI's taxonomy places the organism in Eukaryota, Fungi, Ascomycota, Eurotiomycetes, Eurotiales, Aspergillaceae. The record is from RefSeq and is a predicted model, not a curated record.
AUGUUGGACGAGCUAGACAAUGUCUUCGACGACCAUCCGUCGUUGGAUGCGUCGCUCGAAGACUUUGAGAAUCACAGCAAUGCGCACCGCUCUCCGCUGUUCGGCAUGCCCUCACAGCACUCGGGCUUUCGAUCCGAGGAAUCCGACGAUGAGGUCGAGGAAGGACCGGGCGCAACCGAGCGCUGGUCGCCACCCGGCGUGCCUGGCGUGCGCCGACAGGACUAUGUCCGCAGUAGUGGCUGGUACCGUCAUCAACCCUAUCAGCGCAAAAGCAAUUUAAAUGAGCGUCUAGAGCUGCGACCAACUAUGGGCCUGAGCAUAUCGCCGUCGCUGUCGCGUGAAGCGAGCCCACAGUAUGAGGAUGCGCUCGAGGACCCGAGCAAGGGCAAGUCAAAUGAUAACACUGAUCCGGCUGAUCUCACGGCCGCAGCCAACGUGCCUCUCCCGGUGGGUGCAGGAACCCCACAGACCGGACGAUCCCCAAGCCCCUGCCUACCGCAGACCAAAGCGGCGCAUACCCAUGCCGAGGAGGAGGGGACGGGCUUUGGACCGGAGAAUCUCAAUAUCCGUUUUGCAGUGCGCGCUGAAGUCCAGCAUCGUGAACCCAUUGCAGCCCUUUGCAGCUACAUGCGCAACAAGUUCGAUCGCAUUACCAGCACCAAAUCCAAUACCACGCUGUCGAUCGUGGUCUUCUUGCUUUCCAUUGCAUUCAUGCGUGCCUUGUUCCUGCCGGGUCUGCCACAGGCCAUCCCGGAUUUGGUGAAACUUUCUGGAUUUGCGCGAUCAUUUGAGCCGCUGAUCUACUAUUCGGAAAACGGAGUUCAGCAAAUAGGUACCCUGCAAGAGACAGGUGUGGCCGUCUGGGAUCUGAGCGAGUCGGUGCGCGGGACCAACAUGACCAGCGCGCCUAUCAUCGUGGGCCAGCUCGAUGAACUAUCAGAUUCCCUCAAGUCGCUCUCCCUAGAGCUGACUCGAUUCUUUGCGAAUGUUGACUCGGAUAUCGACUCAAUUCUGAUUGUAAUGGACUGGGCCAAACGAGAACUCGAAACGCUUUCCGCCCAACCGCCUAGCACCCUACCGACAAUUGUCUUCGAUAACGUUCACAACAUGUUAUCCCGCCUCGGUGCCUUGGAACGUACCGGCGAGGUCUCAGACGGCAGUGUCUCAGCAACAACGACAACCACCGCAUUCGGUCACGUCGUUAUGGCGGUCCUAGGCCCAACAUCAGCCCAGCGCACCCGCGCCACCAUCACGCGCACAUUCACCGAGUUCCUAUCCGUAUUAGAAGAGUCCAUCAACAGCGAACUUACUCACUCCACCGCCCUCUUCGCCCUCUUCGAGUCAAUCGACCGCCAAUUCCUCAACUUACAACGCACCGUGGUGCGCGAGUCCGACGCCCAAGAGCGCGCCGAGGGCGAAAUGCUUAGUUCCCUCUGGACCCGCGUCCUCGGCCCGGACGCAGUCGCCGUCCGCAAAUACGAAAAGAACAAACGUCUCCUUGCCAACGUUCGCAGCCGAACCGUUGCAAAUAAACAUCUCCUCGUCGACCACCGUGGUCGUCUGCUGACAUUAAAGGUCAACUUGGAGACUCUGCGGCGGAAGCUGGUGAGUCCGCUCGUGCGCCGCAACGACUCUGUCAGCUUCAUGGGCGUGGACGGCAGUUCGGCCGGUGCUGCUAGCUCCGGUGCUGCAGGUCGCAUGCUUGGACCCGUUGAAUCUGUCAUUGAAGGCCAGAUUCGGGGUUUGGAGGGGACAUACGAUUACCUGCGGUCUGUCCGUGAACGACAGAAAGCAAAGCUUAUGGAGAUGGUGUAUGGCGCUGGCCGAAAGCCGUCCCGAUCCAUGUUUGGCGAGGUAGAUGGACAGGAUGACCUUGGUAUUGAUGGGCAAUAG